UGGCACGCCCGGUGAUUGGUGUGCUGUUGUUGCUGUAGCAGCUUGUGUCUGUGCUUUGGGGGAGGAGGGCGCUAUAAAAGCCCGCUCCCCCAUUCUCAGACCUUCAUUCUGUUGGAAGAAAGGCAGUAGGGAGGCUUGUCGUGGCACCGAGGGCCCCCCCCGCCAGCCGUCUUUAUUUACCAACAACAGGAGUCUAUUUCCCAACACUGUACCGUCCUAGCACAAGGACUCUGAAAACACUUCCUCUACCUCGACUGAUAAAUGCCAAGAGAAACAACACAAGCGCGACUAGAUAAGGAUCUCUGUUCACAAGUGGAGAAAAAGACCAGCAGUCGGACAAACACAUUGUGGGGAAAACACCAAAAGCGCACGGAUCGUCGCCGUUGCCUUUCUCAAUGCAUACCCUUUGUGCCCGUGGAACGAUGAAACCAGAGAUAAACGCCGCCGUCGGAUUUCUGUCGAGAUUUCUGAGGGUGAAAGGACACGUAAACGAUCGACAGGUCCAAACGUUCAGCCAAAGCUUACAGGACAUCUUGGCUGAGCAAUAUAAGCACCACUGGUUCCCAGACAGGCCCUGCAAGGGUUCAGGUUAUCGCUGCAUCCGUAUCAACCACAAGAUGGACCCACUGGUGGGGCAGGCAGGCCAGCGUAUUGGUCUGACCAUCCAGCAACUCUACCUGCUGCUGCCCAAGGAGCUCACACUCUGGGUGGACCCCUUCGAGGUGUCCUAUCGCAUUGGCGAGGACGGCUCCAUCUGCGUCCUCUACGAGUCGCAGCCCGGCCCAGUAGUAAUGCCUACAACCGCCUCUGCCAGCUCCUCCUCAGGAAACACCGGGUCGGUGAGCCCUAUGGUGGACAGUCACAUCAGCUGCAAGGAGGAACUGAUGGUGCUGGCCAGAACCAGUCCCUCCAAAGCCUACAACAUGAUGACUGUGUCCAGUUAAAAAGGCACAUCUUCAGCCCGACCUACUUUUGUUCAGGGUCAUGCCAUGGCUGGUCAGAUCAUUUGGCCAGAUCAGAGUGAGCCUUUUUAAAGCUAAGUAUAUGAAAUGAAAUAGUCACAGAAGAAAAAGCAAAAGAAAAAACAAAGGAUGUGGCCUGUUGUCCAGGUGAUGGAAACACUGUUCUGAUAUUUUUACCCUUUCUCCUCAUUGUCAUCUGUUCUGUUGUGUCAUUGGAUCAGCUGGGCACUCCUGUUUUUUUAGGAGAGGCCUUGUGGAAAAAGAACUGUUGGGGCAGCUAAACCAACCAACCAACCAAGAGAGACGUGCUUGCCCUCCAACCCCCACUCC
Monopterus albus (swamp eel) is the source of this 1292-nucleotide messenger RNA. It is a transcript of the gene btg1, whose product is annotated as B-cell translocation gene 1, anti-proliferative. The record is from RefSeq and is a predicted model, not a curated record. The transcript is spliced from 2 exons. Gene Ontology annotation, biological process: negative regulation of cell population proliferation. Lineage: Eukaryota; Metazoa; Chordata; Actinopteri; Synbranchiformes; Synbranchidae. Gene Ontology annotation, cellular component: cytoplasm; nucleus. Bases 396 to 944 code for a protein of 182 amino acids.